UUAACCAUUAAAAGCUCUUCACUUUGAAAACAAAAACAGUGUUCAUCAUGACAGACGAAGUGAAGAAUUAUUUGAUGAAACUGAUCAAUUCAGUUGAUGGUUUACUGGCGAUAGCAGUUACAGACAGAGAUGGAGUACCCCUCUUGAAAGGUUCAACUGAGCAGGUACCAGAACUAGCCUUGCGUCCAAAUUUUCUAUCCACGUUUGGUACAGCCAUAGAACAAGCCAACAAAAUAGGGUUUCAGCAGAGUAAAAGUUUUAUAUGUUUAUAUCAAAACUAUCAGGUUGUUCAGAUAAACAAAAGUCCAGUGGUGCUAACAUUUAUUGCAGAUAGUAAUACAAAUACGGGCUUAUUGUUAAAUUUGGAAGCAGACAUGAAUGACAUUAUAAAUGAAGUUUCAAAAGUGGUGUCAACAUCAUAGCAGGGAUGCCAUACUGCAAAAUACUGUCUAUAUCUUUAUAUAUAAAUUGUAUGUGCAAUAAAAUAAUCAAUUGAUACAAUAUACCCUGUUGUGAGAGACCACUCUUUCUGUCUAACACUAAAAAAUGGUCUUUUUGAGGUGAUUUACCUAUCAAAAAAUAAGUGAUGAGUUGUAAUGCUCACAAGGUCUACCAAAAGAAGAUUGGUCUCUUACUCUUAACACAGGUCUACUGUACUAACAAAAUAUAAAUGGAAUUCUAUCAGGAAUGAGCAUGUAAAAUGCAUAACAACUUAGAUAUAAUAAAAGUCUUGAAAUAAUGUUGAGACAUUUCCAAAGAAUUGAUUGGUAUGGUGUUGAUUUUCUUAAAUUUAGUUAAUAUUGAUUUUUUGAUAUUUUAUUUAUGAAAUAGACUUAGUUUUAUUGCAAUUUUCAUUAUUAUUAAAUUUUAAACAUUUUUCUACACUUUUUGAUCUGUAAAUACUUACUUUUUCAUGAAUUUUAAAAUUUUAAUAGAUAUGCGUUGUUGAAAUAUACAUCUGGUGCAGUAAAAGUAGUACUGUUGUUCAACAUUUUUGUAAUUGAUUUCAGUUUUGAUUUAAUUAUUAUACUAUAUGACAAUUUUUGGAAAUGUUAAAAAAACAUUUCAGGUUUUUCCUUUCAGUAGCUAUUCCCCAAUAGAUCACUAGUUGAAAUAUAUUUCAUAGUGUGUUCUGUAAUAUUUCAUUUGAAUAAAGUUUUUCUUUGGAUUUGUAAAGGGCAAGUUUAAGUUUGUAAUUAUUUGUAAUAAAAAUAAAAAUGUUUUCAUCAAA
Mytilus trossulus (common blue mussel) is the source of this 1231-nucleotide messenger RNA. RefSeq names its product ragulator complex protein LAMTOR3-like. Gene Ontology annotation, biological process: cellular response to amino acid stimulus; positive regulation of TOR signaling. The coding region runs from base 48 to 422 and encodes 124 amino acids. Gene Ontology annotation, cellular component: Ragulator complex. The transcript has 6 exons. NCBI's taxonomy places the organism in Eukaryota, Metazoa, Mollusca, Bivalvia, Mytilida, Mytilidae. The record is from RefSeq and is a predicted model, not a curated record.